AUGGCAGAGUAUAUUAACGGCUAUACUAUAGCCUAUAUUCUUAUUAGGCGAUAUUAUUUAGAGGAUAAUAUAAGUAAAAGAGGUAUAGAGGGGGAUAAUAAAAUUAAGAGACUAGUAGUUUGGCCCCCCUAUCUGCGUCUAGGACCUACCCCCGCGUAUAUCCCUGCAUGGCUAUUAGUCCGUGCCCCUGACCCCGAGAUGGUAGUUUGGCCUAAACUACCGCUGGCCUCCCGGUUAGGCCUUCGAUUGGCCGGCAAGGUCUCGUCCUAUCUGGCCUCUACUGACGGAGCUCCUCUACUGGGCCUCCUUACCCCUUAUUCGGUGUGGCUCGGCCCGCAGGUGGCUCCUCUAGCUUGCCGCCUUGGGGACUAG
Messenger RNA from Fusarium vanettenii 77-13-4, 372 nucleotides. RefSeq lists its product as uncharacterized. The transcript is spliced from 10 exons. NCBI's taxonomy places the organism in Eukaryota, Fungi, Ascomycota, Sordariomycetes, Hypocreales, Nectriaceae. The record is from RefSeq and is a predicted model, not a curated record. The coding region runs from base 1 to 372 and encodes 123 amino acids.